CCUAGAAAAAUAGUCUGUGCUGUCAAGUUUCUUGUAGCCAAAGAAGGGUAGCCAAGCAACGGCUGACUCCCAACUGAGAGAGGGAGAGAGAUGGAUCCAAAGCUGACGGAGGUUUCGCAACUGUUCGAGCGAUUCAAAGCCGCUUUCGUACGGAACGAUUUUGAUACCUGUGCAAAACUCCUCUCUCAACUCAAGGUUUCUCUGACAGAAUUUAAAAGUCUUCCUCCUUUAUUUGAAGAAACACCUAAUGCGCUUCAUGAGUUGACAGUAGCAAGGGAUAUAUAUGAGCAUGCAGUUCUUCUUAGUGUGAAGACCGAGGAUCAGGAUGCCUUUGAGAGGGAUUUUUUCCAGCUGAAACCUUACUAUACAGAUGCAUGUGGACGUAUUCCAUCAUCCCCUCAGGAGUACCCCAUCUUAGGUCUCAACCUUUUGAGACUUCUUGUGCAGAAUAGAAUUGCUGAAUUCCACACAGAAUUGGAGUUGCUUUCUGCCACUGCUCUGGAGAAUCCUUGUAUCAAACAUGAUGUGGAAUUAGAGCAAUCCUUUAUGGAAGGAGCUUACAAUCGUGUCUUGAGUGCUAGACAGACAGUCCCUCACGAAACAUACGUUUAUUUCAUGGAUCUACUGGCAAAGACAGUCAGGGACGAGAUUGCUGGAUGUGGUGAGAAGGCAUAUGAUUCUCUUUCAAUUAAUGAUUGCAGACAAAUGUUGCUGUUCUCUUCAGACCAAGAACUUCUUGAAUAUGUCAAGGAGGAGCACCCUGAGUGGGAGUUAAAGAAUGGAUUUGUAAUUUUUCAAAGGGCAAAAGAAUCUGCACCUUGCAAGGAGAUACCGUCUUUGCAACUCAUCAAUCAGACACUGAGUUAUGCAAGGGAGUUGGAGCGGAUUGUUUGA
Molecule: messenger RNA, 894 nt
Organism: Ilex paraguariensis (yerba mate)
Lineage: Eukaryota; Viridiplantae; Streptophyta; Magnoliopsida; Aquifoliales; Aquifoliaceae
Source: the annotation of a GenBank genome assembly